Molecule: messenger RNA, 1396 nt
Organism: Pseudocercospora fijiensis CIRAD86
Lineage: Eukaryota; Fungi; Ascomycota; Dothideomycetes; Mycosphaerellales; Mycosphaerellaceae
Exons: 2
Coding region: 247-1176 (309 amino acids)
Source: RefSeq, a predicted model, not a curated record
UUAUUGACGAUUGACUUGCACUUCUUGCGCCGAGGAGACUCCUCAUCCAACACACUCGUUAGACGGUGGCAGCGUGAAAUUAUCCGGACACAUAUCACCAAGCGACGAAAGACGAUCACGUUCGCACCGCAAUCGUUACGAGACAGACCACAUUCCAUCAAAACAGCUCAACCCAACCUCACUCCUGGCCGCGACAACAACUCGCAUGCAAAGCCACCGGUGUGACGCGAAAUCGCCAUCGCAGCCAUGAUUUCCAGUCUCCUGCUCGGCGUCCUCGUCACCAUCGCCGCCUCAGCCCAAGCCCUGACUCAAGGUGUCCUCAGCAACGGCAACAGCAACCUCCCUUCCUGCGCGCAGAGCUGUCCACUCUUGAUUCAGGCCGCUCAAGCGUGCUCGGCGACCAACACCGCGACUCAAGCGAACUGGAUCUGCUUCUGCCAGUCUGCUUACCUGACCACGCUCCGGAGCUCCGCCGUCGGCAUUUGCGAUUCCACCUGCACCAAUCCCACAGACAACAAUCAGAUCUCGACGUGGUACAACAGCAACUGCGGCAGCGAUAAUGGCGCGUCGGAGCAUGCGGCCGGCGAUGCGGCGGCGACCGGCGUACCCACCACCACUACGGCGGGAGGUGCGGCAUCUACGGCGAAAGGAGGAUCAGCAGCGACGGCAGGCAGUGGUGCCACCGCAUCGAGUGCUCCUGUAGACACCUCCUUCAAGGAACAGUGCGCUGGAGACUGGUGGACAUGCCAUUACAAAUGGAUCAUCAUGCUCAUCGUCCUCGCGAUUCUCUUACCUCUCCUCGGAUGGGGCGCACAUUACCUCAAACGCCGCCACGACCGUAAAGUCGACCGAAUGUCUGGCGGCUUCAAUGCUGGCAUCACCGAACGAGCCGCUCCUAUGAGCAAAGAAGGCUUUAACGACAGCGACAUGGUUGCCGCAGCCGCAGCCGCAGCCGCGUCGAGCUCCGGUCGUCCAGGAUCUCCAGCAAGGACUCGAGACCAAUUCAUGCCGUAUGGGUACGGCUACACACACAGCGACUCCAGGACAGGUGUCGCGAGAGGUGGCACACCUGAUGUCGAGAAGGAAAGAGGACCGGCGGAGUCACCCAGGAAUCCAAGGAGGGUCUUGGUCAGGGAGAAGAGCGCCACCGACAGCUCCGACGGCACGCGAUUUUAGGGUACACAAACCUGUGGUCAUUGUGUCGCAAGUGAUGGGGUGCGGGAUUCGGAGCAUGCGUGCGUGCUGUGGCAUGGAUACAUGAUCGAUGAAGAUCGGAGGAAAGCAGCGCUAGAGAUGGCGGCGGCGGUUGCGAUAAUGCUUGACGAACAUGUCUUUUCUUAUCUUGAUGUACAGAGGCGCAGUCUUUCUGAAGAAAUAGCAGCCAUUUUUGAAAACC